UAUACAUAUAUCUGGAGUGUUGACGUAAAGACAUGCUCGCUCGCCUGGUUGGAAGGUUUGGCAAUACAUUUUUCUAAUUCGAUGGCAGAUAAAUUAUCUCGGGAGACACCAAUGGCUAAUGAUAAUAAUUCAUCUGGAGAAAAAGAUAUGGAGUUAGAUUUUCAAGAAUUAUCAAGUGACCAAGACAUUGUUUCUCGUAUGACCAAAUUCAAUGAAGCUGUCAAUGCAAUAGAAGAGGCUUUUAAGUUUUCAGAAGAUCCAGAAUUGUACGAAAAACUCACAAAUGAACAGAAAAUUAAAUACAAUCAUCUCUUGUCAUUCAGUCUCAAUGGUUUAUAUUGGAUGUACUUGAGAGCAGAAGGUAUUGAUCCCAACAAUCAUCAAAUCAAAGCAGAGAAUGAGCGUUUAAAGCAGAGUAUGGCUAGAGCCAAGCAAAUUCACGAUAGAAACACAAUCAUGCCCAGAUUAAACGUGGACGCUGCUCAAAGAUUUAUUAGAAGUGGAUUGUGGACACCAGUGCAAAAUCAAAAUGAAGUUGAAGUAGUAAACUCGGGCGAAAAUUGGGAUAAAUGAUAUGACAUCUACAUUUUCUUUCUUUUAUUUUUUCGUCAUCGACUGUGUUUGCUGAAUUAUUAAAUCGGAAAUUAGAGUUUAUCGUAUGAUAGCUUUCAUCAUUGUCGUAACCAUGUAUUAUACUUAUUUUUAUAACAUGCGAUACAAAUAUAUUUUGUAAUAAACUCCGAA
This is a messenger RNA of Copidosoma floridanum, 744 nucleotides long. RefSeq names its product nuclear nucleic acid-binding protein C1D. Gene Ontology annotation, cellular component: nucleolus; exosome (RNase complex). Gene Ontology annotation, molecular function: DNA binding; RNA binding. NCBI's taxonomy places the organism in Eukaryota, Metazoa, Arthropoda, Insecta, Hymenoptera, Encyrtidae. Gene Ontology annotation, biological process: regulation of gene expression; maturation of 5.8S rRNA. The record is from RefSeq and is a predicted model, not a curated record.